Podospora anserina S mat+ is the source of this 585-nucleotide messenger RNA. RefSeq lists its product as uncharacterized. NCBI's taxonomy places the organism in Eukaryota, Fungi, Ascomycota, Sordariomycetes, Sordariales, Podosporaceae. The transcript is spliced from 2 exons. Gene Ontology annotation, molecular function: phosphatidylglycerophosphatase activity. Gene Ontology annotation, biological process: cardiolipin biosynthetic process. The coding region runs from base 1 to 585 and encodes 194 amino acids. The record is from RefSeq and is a predicted model, not a curated record. Gene Ontology annotation, cellular component: mitochondrion.
AUGAAUCUCAAUUUAUCUGCCUCACUAAACAUAUUUAAACUGCUGGCGAAGCCGUCAUUAUGUCUUCCCCAGGCAACGGUAGCCACCUUUGCCGACCUUCCAAUACCGCUCGACAAGGCGUUUGCGGGACAGAGAGAGAAGGUUGAUAUCAAGGCGGUGGUCUUGGACAAGGAUGACUGCUUUGCUUAUCCGGAGCAUAAUGAGGUCUACGACCAGUACAAGCAACGUUUCGAGGCAUUGCGAGCUGCCUACCCAGGUCGCCGUCUCCUGAUUGUCUCCAACACUUCUGGAGCCCAGAGUUAUGACCGUGAUGGAAAGCUCGCCGCUGCCGUUGAGAAGGCUACCGGUGUUGUCGUUCUUCCACAUCAGACCAAGAAGCCCGGGUGUGGCGAUGAAAUCAUGUCCUAUUUCCGCAAGCAUCCCGAGACAGGAGUGACCAGCCCAAGUCAGAUCGCCGUUGUCGGAGAUCGUUUGUCCACAGACAUUAUGCUGGCCAAUAUGAUGGGAAGUUGGGGAGUCUGGGUCAAGGACGGCGUUGUUCCUCUGUCGGAGAAGAGCGUGGUAAGUUUUUGCGCAGGGAAAUGA